Microtus ochrogaster (prairie vole) is the source of this 2476-nucleotide messenger RNA. It is a transcript of the gene Casq2, whose product is annotated as calsequestrin 2. Gene Ontology annotation, biological process: regulation of cardiac muscle contraction by regulation of the release of sequestered calcium ion. Gene Ontology annotation, molecular function: calcium ion binding. Gene Ontology annotation, cellular component: sarcoplasmic reticulum lumen; Z disc. NCBI's taxonomy places the organism in Eukaryota, Metazoa, Chordata, Mammalia, Rodentia, Cricetidae. The record is from RefSeq and is a predicted model, not a curated record. The coding region runs from base 133 to 1422 and encodes 429 amino acids. The transcript is spliced from 11 exons.
GUGUGUGUUAAGCCUCCACAGACUGUCCUGAGCCCAAGACUACACAGCUGCAGGACCCAAGGAGGUGAGAUCAGCCUCUUUCCUCUGUGCUGGGCUCAGCAAAACCUCCAGGAGCCUUCCAUCCCAUCUCCCAUGAUUUUGAGUCUCUGGAGAGAGAAACAAGACUUUUCCCCAAUGAAGAGAACUCUCCUGCUCCUGGUGGGGGUUUAUCUGCUGUCCUUCAGCAGGGCAGAAGAGGGGCUGAACUUCCCCACGUACGAUGGGAAGGACCGAGUGGUCAGCCUUUCCGAGAAGAGCUUCAAGCAGAUGUUGAAGAAGUACGAGGUGCUGUGUCUCUAUUACCACGAGCCGGUGUCGUCAGACAAGGUGGCACAGAAGCAGUUCCAGCUGAAGGAGAUAGUCUUGGAGCUCGUGGCCCAGGUUCUGGAACAUAAAAACAUAGGCUUUGUGAUGGUGGAUGCCAAGAAAGAAGCCAAGCUUGCCAAGAGACUGGGUUUCAAUGAAGAAGGAAGCCUGUACGUUCUGAAGGGUGAUCGCACGAUUGAGUUUGAUGGGGAGUUUGCUGCUGACGUCCUAGUGGAAUUUCUCUUGGAUCUCAUCGAAGACCCAGUGGAGAUCGUGAACAACAAGCUGGAAGUCCAAGCCUUCGAGCGCAUCGAGGACCAGAUCAAGCUCCUCGGCUUUUUCAAGAAUGAGGACUCCGAAUACUACAAAGCCUUCCAAGAGGCAGCUGAACACUUCCAGCCCUACAUCAAGUUCUUCGCCACCUUUGACAAGGGGGUAACAAAGAAGCUGUCCUUGAAGAUGAAUGAAGUUGGCUUCUACGAGCCAUUCAUGGAUGAGCCCAUUGUCAUCCCUAACAAACCUUACACCGAAGAGGAGAUUGUGGAGUUUGUGACGGAGCAUCAAAGACCCACCCUGCGUCGCUUGCGCCCGGAGGACAUGUUUGAAACCUGGGAAGAUGACUUGAACGGGAUCCACAUCGUGGCCUUUGCAGAGAGGAGUGACCCAGAUGGCUAUGAGUUCCUGGAGAUCCUGAAACAGGUUGCCCGGGACAACACUGACAACCCUGACUUGAGCAUCUUGUGGAUUGACCCAGAUGACUUCCCACUGCUUGUCGCUUACUGGGAGAAGACUUUCAAAAUUGACUUGUUCAAGCCACAGAUCGGGGUGGUGAAUGUAACAGAUGCUGACAGCGUCUGGAUGGAGAUCCCAGACGAUGAUGACCUGCCCACAGCCGAGGAGCUGGAAGACUGGAUCGAGGACGUGCUUUCUGGAAAGAUCAACACUGAAGAUGAUGACAACGAAGAGGAAGAUGAUGACGGCGAUAACGACAAUGAUGACGAUGACGACGACGAUGAUAAUUCUGAUGAUGAGGAUAACGAUGACAGCGAUGAUGACGACGACGAUGAUGAAGAAUAGCUCCAGACCUGGGUGCAUCUGAUGAGAACGACAUCACAACUCCCCUCUACCGUACAGGCAACCCAAGGGGUCAGCAAGCAGCGGUGCCCACACCCAGCCGGUUCUUUUCCUUUCUCCAGCAUCUUUUUCUAGUUGGUUCUUGGCAGAAGUGGUACAUUUCAGUGAACGCCUUCCCAAACCCAGCAGUCCACUCAGCAGGGGCGGGGGGGGGAGGGCAUUCCCAUGCUGACUUCUUUUAAGCAUUGGGGAACAAACAGCUCUUGUUCUUUGCUAGAACAUGGGGGGGGAUCAUAUCUCCUGACACCUCUACUCAAGUUUACUUACUGUCUUUGAUUCUGGCAGUGACAGAACUGACAGCUUGCUAUUAGUUCACAAGCAAAGAGAGAGGAUUUCUAACCAGAGCUUAGGAAGGACAUGUGAUUAUUCAAUUCAGUCCCUAAAUCCAGAAUCUCUCGGGGAACCCAAGCCUUUAGAUGGCAAUUAGAAUCCUUGAAAUGUGUGGGCAUCACCAUUAUUUCUAGAAUAUUAGGAUGCUGUGUGGGGGUCAGUUAGCUCUCUGAGAGUCCCAACAGUUGGCAAGCCUCUUAAAUUCACCAGCAGGGAGCGUAGGGAGAGGCUGAAGGUUGAAGGUUUUUCAUUUUUCUGACAGAGACAGUUUGGGUCUCUGAAAGAAUUUGCUGGCUGCCUCCUGUGAUCUGGGAGCUGAAUGCCCCUUCUCUAUCCCUGCUAGUGAGCUGUCCCAUUUUGAGUUAGAAUUGCUUUAUCCAAUGGUCAAUUAACUCCCCAUUCAUCAGCACUCCGCAGUUGACCAGGGCAGCCUAAUUAGAGUUCACGAUGCCCUGAGGCAAAGAGGAAAAAAAAAUCCCCAAGUGCCUUUUGAAUUGUCUGAAAGUAACAUUGUGCUUGGUAGUUUUCGUUGCUAAGUAAGUGUUCUAAUUUAUUUUCAAAAUCUGUUAACGUGGAGAACACUCUGUGUGGCUUUGUUUCUGAAACUGGGGCAGCCCUUUUAUGGAAUGGUAAUAAACCGACGGACAUUAAACUUGUGUUUUGAAGA